Nematostella vectensis (starlet sea anemone) is the source of this 2101-nucleotide messenger RNA. Its product is annotated as KIF-binding protein. The transcript has 7 exons. The record is from RefSeq and is a predicted model, not a curated record. Gene Ontology annotation, molecular function: protein binding. NCBI's taxonomy places the organism in Eukaryota, Metazoa, Cnidaria, Anthozoa, Actiniaria, Edwardsiidae. Bases 66 to 1916 code for a protein of 616 amino acids.
UUUAGCGAGAGAGACUGGGAAUCAAACACAGAGAUACCGUGGCAGUAGCAUUUUACAAAUCCAAGAUGGCGGACACAAGUGAGGUGGAACUGUCAUUGGAUUCUCGCGUGGAGGAAAUCAAAAACUGGCUUAAAAAUGAAGGAUACGAGAAAUAUAAAGAAUCGAGACGCCUGUCUCAAGAGGAAUCUAAAAAUGAUCCUGAGUCGGAGCCUUAUAAGUCAAAGUACGCGUCAAGAAACUUGCUCCAAGAAAUGAAAACAGUCUUGGAGGGUUUACAAAGCGAGGGGGAUCAGUUUGCCUCGCUUUUGAUAGCUGCUCUAGACUAUCAGCUUGGCGUUAACUAUAUGGAGACAGAGGAGACCAGUUCAGGAGAGGAACACUUUGUGCGAUGUUUAAGUUGUGUGCAGGGAAAUUUGGACAAUAGGUGCAGUUCGCUUGCCCUUCAUUGCAUGAACCAGUUGGGCAUCCUGUGGAGUCAGAGGAACGACGCUACUCGGGCACUAGGAUUUCUGGAGGGAGCUGAGAAGCUGUAUCACAGAUAUCGGAAGGAUGUGGGAGGGUCACCAUACACGAUUCAUGAGCUAUUCCAUCCUGACGAAGAAAGUAUAUCAGAACAUGACAGGGAGUCAGAGUUUGAAGCAGCAUUCACACACACCCUGUACUACCUAGCACAAGUCCAUGGUGCCCUCGGCAACCGCAAGCGCAGUGGGCAGUACUGCAACACCACCCUGCAGCGUCAGCUGGACACCAAACAAUACAACCCUCUUGACUGGUCGCUGAACUGUGCCACCCUGUCACAGUAUUAUAUAACACAGGGGAACUAUAACAUGGCGAGGCAUUGCUUGGCAUGUGCAAGUGUAGUGCUCUGUGAAGCAAUGGAAUGUGACGUGGCUGAACCUGUCCAAGAGACUGAUGGUGAAUUCGAACGACAAAAGAAGGAGAAACUCCCUCAAACAAAGGCUGAUAUUGCUCGAUGCUGGGCAAAAUACUGUCUAAACGUGAUAAGGAGGGAGGAUUUUGAAGACGAGGAGGACGAGGAAAAUAAUGAAGAAAACAAGGAAGAUUUGGAGAGUAAGAAUGAAGAAGAAAAUAGGGACAAAGGAAGCUGUACAUCAGAACCAGCUGAUGAGAAAGGGGAUGAGAAGAAUCCACUGAGAUUUGAGUCCUUAGAAGUGACGUCAUAUGAGCAGUCAGUACCCGACAAAGUGGUCAGUGGUUUUGAAGAGGCGCGUGAAAUCUUCAAGCAAGGUCAGAGGUGGCUCACCCAAGCUAAAGAGUAUUACGAGCUGGAUGGUCACGUGUCUGAUUACGUUCAGAUAGAGCAAGACGUGAGCCAGCUGUACAAAGAGCUCGCUAAACUGGAGACGGACAAAGAGCGCAGGUGCAAGAUGCACAAGAGACGUGUGGACGUGCUGUGCGCCGUGCUGGCAGAACUGAAUCCCCAGCAUUACCUGCAAAUAUGCCGCCAGCUUAUGUUCGAAACAGCAGAAGCUUACAGUGAAAUGGUAGACCUGAAGAUUGCCCUUGCCAAGGAGAGCGGCGUACCUCCCUCCGUUCACGUCAUCAAGAAAAUCAACCACCUCGUAACCCAGAGCAUCAAGUUUUUCCAAACCUUCAUAGACUCCAUGAAACAGAAGCAGGUUCUCCCCGAGACCUAUGAUGAUGAUAUAGUGCGGCCGGCGCUUGUGUCUCACUUCUGCGUCGCUCGCCUCCAUGGAAAGAUCAUCUGCUCCGAGACCCGCACAAAAGUGGACAAUUUGCAGAAGAGCCUUGAGCUGUAUAAGUACGUGGUCAACUACUGCGACAGCCACCCUGGACUCCCGGUCGCUGUUUUCAAGGACGAGCUGGAGAUUUCAAGAGAAAUGACAGGAUUACUGCCGUUAAAGAUGGCGAAGAUAAUGGCCCAGUCGUCCUGAAAGAAUCGACCAAUAUACCCUCCAGUCGAGUUGCGAUUCGUUAUCGAUUGGGUGCUACACUUCAGAAGCAACUGCCGAGUCGUCAUAAGAGAUGUUUUCAAGCCGACUUACGAUCUCUUAUCGACUAUCGAUUUCUUAUCGAUAUUCGCGCUUCCUGAAGGUAACAGAUGGCAAGAUAACUGACC